AUGAGUUCAGAAAAUAUGGCUCAAGCCUCGCUCACAGAUGGGCUUGAGGAGAGAAUUCGCCAGCUUCAGAAAGAGAAAGCUGAUCUUGAAAGUGAUUUUGGACUCAAGCGGGCAAAGUUUAAAGACAUUUUUGUGGAACAACAAGAAGAAUUAAGUAAAGAGCGGGAAAAAUGCUUGGCUAAUGAAGCCAGAAUAGAAGCAAUGGGCGAAGAACUGUCGAACAUGCGAACAGAAAUGGACAAACUGUUUUUAGAGCUUGAGAGUGUGCGAACAGCAGCGGCCUUGUCUGAGUCCAGUAAACAAGAGGAGAUCAACUGUAUUGUUGCACAUUAUCACCAGGAAGUUGUCAGCUUGCAGCAGCUUCUGAAAGAAGCAGCAGAAUCAGCAGCUGUGACACCUGCAGCGCAGAAUGAAUCAGAGAAAAAUAAAGUUUCUCGCAGCGUAAAUUAUGAGGAGCAGAUCCAGGAAUUAAGGAACAGACUUAGCCAAGAGAAGGAGAGCUUCCUGUCUGCAGUAGCCAAAUCAAUCAAACGUGUGGGAAGCAUUGCGUCAGCAAACACUGCUAGUAAAGAACCUGGUGAGAAUCUGGAAGAAAGUAUGAGAAAGGCCCAGGAAGAGUCUCAGAUACUGAAGUCGGUGGUUAUGCCUCUUGAGAAUGAAAUUAAAACUCUGAAAGCCAAACUGGAGGAGACCGAAGCCAAAUUAGCAGAAACUGGGAAAAAGAGCAGCCCUCUACAGGGCAGCACAGAAUCAAGAGCAUAUGAUUACAGGGGCCAGAUAUCACCAUCCUUGCCAGAUUUAGAUUCUGUUACAGAUAUGAAUGAAAAGGUUGAAAGGCUUUUUAGCUACCUGAAAUCUGAGAAGGCGGCUCGGAAAGAUCUAGAAAUGUAUGUUGCGGUUCUCAGCACACAGAAGAGUGUGUUGCAAGAGGAGGCAGAUAAAGUCAACGGUGAAUUACAGGAUGUGUGUCGCCUCUUGGAGGAAGAGAAGCAUCUGCAUGACGCCCUCAAGCAGACGUGGCAGAUGGCUAAUGACCAGUACUUGGAGUCCCAGCGUCUGAUGAUGAUGGACAUGCGGAGAAUGGAGGGAGUUCUUACAUUAGAACAGCAGCGACAAAUUGCAG
This is a messenger RNA of Candidula unifasciata, 1123 nucleotides long. The record is from the annotation of a GenBank genome assembly. Lineage: Eukaryota; Metazoa; Mollusca; Gastropoda; Stylommatophora; Geomitridae.